Messenger RNA from Durio zibethinus, 1782 nucleotides. Lineage: Eukaryota; Viridiplantae; Streptophyta; Magnoliopsida; Malvales; Malvaceae. The record is from RefSeq and is a predicted model, not a curated record.
GUUCUCUUUUUCACAAUCAAGGCAGGGAAAUGACAAGGAAGCCGAAAAAGAUGGGAAAGACAGACAUUCAGACAGACACAGUCCACUUGGAUUCUCGGAAUGGCAUUUGCGUAAUUCACUCUCAAUGUACUGCCAUUGGUAGCUUUGUCAUGCGUGAAUAUAGGGAAGCGUGCAGGCUUUUGCAAGAAGUUCUUCUCUUCUCCAGAUAGCAAGUCCAUCCGCACAUAUUAUCUACUAUGUAUUCUGUAUAUUUACUGUAGAAGAAAAGAGUACAGCAACUGUUUCAUCCAAUCAAACACUCCAUUCAUGUUAUUACACGUUACCAGACAAAGGGGCCAUCAUCUUACCCACGACCAAACACGGCCUUACCAUAAUUUCUGUUUAACCUAAAAAAAUUAUUUUCUUUUCAUGUCUGCUUGUAGGAUUUUUUUUUUUGUACAUCCACUUUUUUUUUUUUUUUUUGUUUCUAACUUUUGACUUGUGCCUGUGCCCCCCUCUUUUUUUUUGCCUACAAAAGCAAGCCCAUUAGCAGAUUACACACCACUAAUCCCCAAGCUUUCACAUUUUAACUUGCAUUAGUGAACUCAUCUUGUGAAUAGUAAGUUUCUUCGAAAGAGCUUCUUGCUUUCUACAUUAGGGCUAAAUGUACAGAUCUUUAGCCUUAAAUCCUCUUUUUCCGAAGAUAAAACCUACUUUCUUAUGUGGGUUUUUGAGUUUUAGUUGAAAAACUAAAAGCCAGCAAUCAGAAUCAAAGAUUCUUGGUAGUUCCUUGCUGAAAAUUUCAUUUUUUUCUGUAUUGAGUCAAAAUCAAAUCUUUGUGAGAGCUGGGAGGUAAGAUGAUUCAGUUAUUGUUUUUGGUUCUUUUUGCUGAGGGAGUUGUGGCAUUCCUUCUAUUGGUAAAGAUUGGGCCUCUCAGAGAGCUUGUCAUAAAGAGUUUAGAUCAAUUGAAGGCGGGGAAAGGUCCAGCUACUAUGAAAACUAUUGCUGGUACCAUGUCUGUGAUUCUUUUAUCAAGUCUCAUGAGCAUUGUCAAGAUCCAGAACAAGGGUGCAAAGCUUGGUACUAUGUCACCUAUGGAUCAGGUUCUGUGGAGAACCCACUUGCUUGAGGCUUCACUCAUGGGUUUUUCCCUAUUUCUCGGGUUCGUAAUUGAUCGUAUGCACCAUUAUCUUAGAAAACUUAUUGGGUUGAGGAGUAGUGUGAGAUCUUCAAAAGAGGAAUUGGAACGUCUUCAGAAAGAGAGAAUGCAGCUUAAAGAGAAGGAAGAAAAAGCUUCCAAGGAGAUAAAGCAACUGAAAGAGGAAAUUUCCACUCUAUCAGAGAAUUUGAAGAAGCUGAAAUUGGAAUCUGAAGAAAAAGACAAAAAUAUUGAAACUGCUGAAGCACAUGUUGCUUCCCUCCAAAAACAAUCUGCGGAAUUGCUACUUGAGUAUGAUCGCUUAUUAGAAGAUAACCAAAAUCUUCAGAAUAAAGCUCUAGGAUACAAGAGUUGAGGAAAUUUUGAAGGGCUCAGAGAAAUUUGUGUUCGGGGUACUGAUUGGUGUUUCUUAAGGAGGUAAAAGGGAUAUGUGCAAUGGUGGAAAGUAGCUUUGCCUCUGCACUGUUGAAAAAUUUUGUAAUUCUCUUGAAUCUAGGACUAGAAUUGAUCAGUUUUUCUCAUCCUUUUAUGUUUUGUGUUUCUAAUUCUGCCCGUGCUUAACAAUAGAUCUUUUUAUUACAUCCUUUCUCGCAAAAGAAGGAAAAUUUUGAGCGGCAAGGAAAUAAACAGUAACAAAAAGAAGC